CGCCAUUUUGCUCCAGCUCUCUGCUUCCAUUGUGUGAGAGAUAGUAAAUAUCUGACACUGCCAGACAACCACAACACACUUGUAUCCGUGCGAAGAAAAAGCGUAAAAUUCACCCCCGGUGACAUUUUGUCGUAAUGGCUCGUACCAAGCAGACUGCCCGUAAGUCCACUGGAGGAAAGGCUCCUCGUAAGCAGCUGGCCACCAAGGCCGCUCGUAAGAGUGCUCCCUCUACUGGUGGAGUGAAGAAGCCCCAUCGUUACAGGCCCGGUACCGUGGCUCUGAGAGAGAUCCGUAGGUACCAGAAGUCCACUGAGCUGCUGAUCCGUAAGCUGCCCUUCCAGCGUCUGGUGAGGGAGAUCGCUCAGGACUUCAAGACCGACCUGCGUUUCCAGAGUGCCGCCAUCGGAGCUCUGCAGGAGGCCAGUGAGGCGUACCUGGUGGGUCUCUUUGAGGAUACUAACCUGUGUGCCAUCCAUGCCAAGCGUGUCACCAUCAUGCCCAAAGACAUCCAGCUGGCCCGCCGCAUCCGUGGAGAGCGCGCUUAGACCGCCUCUAUAACUUUUCACCUCUGUCCUGUUUUUCUUUACCUCUCCUCACUCCUUCACUCUACCCUACCCACCCACCUCCACCCGCCCCUCUCACACCCUCUCCCAAGCCUUCCUCGCUUCUCAGUAGACUUUAGAGUAACCCUGAUUAUGAAGAGAUAGAAAUAUGUCGAAGUCUGGUCUCCAUAGGUUUUUUCGUCUUCACCAAAUGUUUUUAGGGUACCUUUUUUCGUGCAUGUAAAAGGUUUGGCAGAUCAGAAACGCGCGUCCACACGUUCUCUAACAUUCAUCGCUGAGUUUGGGUGUUGCCUGGAAAAGCUCGCCCGGAUUCUUCCGCGGUGGGAGGCCAGCUGAUGUGGUCUGCGUGGCAAACAGAGCUGAAGCAGAGGGACGAGUACGAGGGACUAGUCUGCUUAAGGGGAGCUGCAACUUCCACAGCAGGGUGCUAUUAAAACUAGUCCUGAGGCCUCAGCCCGCGUCUUAACACCCUCUUCUCUGCACUUCUUCAAACCCCUCCCUCACCUCUGUAACAUGCUCACGGAGGGGACGGCGGUCUGAUUGUGUGGAUGCGUGAGCGCUGAUCUCUAAAACCACUUGUGCUCAACAAACAAGGAUCUUUUGGUUGCUUAAGAUUAUUGAUUAUUGUUGUGGAUAUGGUGUCUAUUAUUUUUUUACACAUAUAAAUCACAGAUGCUUCUCUUUUCCACUCCCAAAUUCAUCAAAUUAACAGAAAAAAUGAUAAAAGUGAUCAGUUUUUAAUUUACAGUGAUCUGAUUUGCAAUAGAAAAUCAGGAAGGGCUUCUCUGUUUUCAAAGGCAACUUAAAUUCUCUAAAGGCAGCCACAGGGGGGCGAUGUUUCACCAUCUGCUCCUCCUCUCAACUGUUCACUGUAGAUCAGUCGUCACAUUCUGCUUCUGUCUCUUUUUCUCCACAGCUCGCCGUUAGACGUGUCACUACAGUAUGAAUUGAUAUUCUAGUGAAGUUUCACUCUGCAUGUUUUAGGCUCUGUGUGUCUCUUGCACUCUCUGUAGAUCUCAACAUAUAAUCUGUCCCUUUCUCAAAAUUUGUGAUACACAAUAUAACCUCAUAUUUGUUUUCUUUUAUAUUUUUCUUAUUCCUUGAAAUUUUCAGACGUAUAAAUAAGCUGAUCUUUGUAUUUUCCAAAUUUCUCAUAUUAUGGUGGUAAUAAAUAGGUGUUAAGACAA
Cheilinus undulatus (humphead wrasse) is the source of this 1750-nucleotide messenger RNA. It is a transcript of the gene h3f3c, whose product is annotated as H3 histone, family 3C. Gene Ontology annotation, cellular component: nucleosome. The transcript is spliced from 4 exons. The coding region runs from base 135 to 545 and encodes 136 amino acids. Lineage: Eukaryota; Metazoa; Chordata; Actinopteri; Labriformes; Labridae. The record is from RefSeq and is a predicted model, not a curated record. Gene Ontology annotation, molecular function: DNA binding; structural constituent of chromatin; protein heterodimerization activity.